Hydatigera taeniaeformis is the source of this 423-nucleotide messenger RNA. Lineage: Eukaryota; Metazoa; Platyhelminthes; Cestoda; Cyclophyllidea; Taeniidae. The record is from the annotation of a GenBank genome assembly.
AUGAAUCCGCGAGUCUAUGUAACGCGCGUGGAGACGUUCUCAGCAGCACACCGUCUAUUUAAUACAAGGCUUGAUGAGGAAGAAAAUAUUCGGAUUUUCGGAAAAUGUGCGGGUGAAAAUGGACAUGGCCAUAACUUUAAGAUAGAGGUAACCGUUCUCGGUGAAGUCAAUCCUAUCACGGGCAUGGUUUUGAACUCAUCAGAACUGAGGCAUAUUAUUCAAACAAACGUCCUGAAUAUAAUCGAUCAUAAAAAUCUGGAUUUGGAUGUCAAGUAUUUUCGCGAAGCUAACCUGGUGAGCACUUCGGAAAACAUUGUAAUAUUUAUUUGGAAAUGCCUACGGUCUGCUAUUGACCCCAAAUUGACGCUUGAAGUUAAGCUAUAUGAGACCGAAAGCAACAUAUUCUGUUAUCGUGGUGACUAA